Messenger RNA from Coturnix japonica (Japanese quail), 2957 nucleotides. NCBI's taxonomy places the organism in Eukaryota, Metazoa, Chordata, Aves, Galliformes, Phasianidae. The record is from RefSeq and is a predicted model, not a curated record.
GGAGGGGCUGAGCCGGGACAGCGGGAUCGAUGUGGUGUUGUCGGGGGAGGAGAAUGCGGGGACCGAGCUGCAGCUGGUGGGGCUAGGAAAAAGUUAACGCAAACGGAGGUAUUCUAGACAUCCCAACACUGAACCUGGCACGAGGAGGCUCACACCCAGCUGCUCAUUCUGCAAUAGCACACACACACACAGGGCCAUGGUUACAUCCCUACCAUCAGCACAGACACAGUGCUACGAGGUGACUGUGUGUGAAUUCACAGCUCCCUGUUUCUAAGGAGUGUCAUGAAGGAUGAGAAAGGACGUUAGACCAAGGCCAGAAAAGUAACCAGGCUGGUAACGAGAACCAACAUCCUGCACUUGGCUCUGUAGGCACAAGGAAUGGCUAUGGAAGAUCCUGACAGGAAGACAGAAGUAGUGCUGCUGGCCUGCGGGUCCUUCAAUCCCAUUACCAACAUGCACCUGAGGCUGUUUGAGCUGGCUAAAGACUAUCUCCACGAGACAGGAAAAUACAAAGUAAUCAAAGGAAUAAUUUCACCAGUAGGUGAUGCAUAUAAGAAGAAGGGUCUGAUCAGUGCUGAUCACCGAGUAACUAUGGCAAAAUUAGCUACCAACAACUCAGAUUGGGUGGAAGUUGAUGACUGGGAAAGCAGCCAGAGUGAGUGGCUGGAAACAGUAAAAGUUUUAAGGCACCAUCGUGAAAAGCUUUCAUCCCCUGAUCCUACCAUUAGUCUGCAGAAUGCUUUACCUUUAACAAAGCCAGGACGGAAGAGGAAACAAGAACCAAAUAGGCACGAACCCGUUAAGAAGAAAAAUCAGAGUCCAGAUGGAAAAAAUGUCCCACAGGUUAAACUGCUUUGUGGAAGUGACGUGCUGGAAUCCUUUGGGAUCCCCAAUCUGUGGAAGUUGGAGGACAUCACUGAAAUCAUACAGAAUUAUGGCCUUGUAUGCAUCAGCAGGGCUGGAAACAACACUCAGAAAUUCAUCUACGAAUCUGAUAUUUUGUGGAAAUACAAGAAUAACAUUCAUCUCGUGGAAGAAUGGAUCACAAAUGACAUUUCCUCCACCAAAAUCAGGAGAGCAUUGCGGAGAGGCCAGAGCAUUCGUUACCUAGUGCCUGAUGUGGUGCGGGCAUACAUAGAGAAAAAUGAUCUGUAUAGUCUAGAGAGUGAAGACAGGAAUGCUGGGGUUACCUUGGCUCCCUUACAGAAAAAUGCAAGUGAUUCUAAGAACUAGUGGGCACUUCACAGAUCAUUUGCUUUCUGGAAAGAUAAUUUUGGUACACAAAGAUGGUUUUUUCCAGUCAAUAGCAAACAAAUUCUAUGGCUUCAGUAGAUGUGUAGCUGGUGACUUGGUUUGGUUUGUUUAACCACUGGGGCCUAUACGAUCUUCAUUUUAUAAAAUCCAAUAAUAAGAUGAUCACAGUUCAGUUCAGUGAACAAAAUACAAGAAUUUACAGUAGUGUAUGAGAGUUACAAAUAUGAACCAAACAAAUGAAACAUUCUGAUGUCUUUUAGCUCAGACUACUCUGCUAUUUAUGAAAUAGGUACACAAAUAACUCAGUGUUGUAAGCAGCAAAGCCGUCUUCCUUUGAAAUACUCCACUCCUGAGAGUAAAUCUGCAGUCAUUAAUUCUUUACAAACCGCUAACACAUGAUGCAACUUAAAGGAAUUAUUUGGUUGCCUCCUGUGGAAGGAGGAAGUUUGCUGCUAGGUGCUAUACCAUGCUUUCUGUUGCUUGCCUUUCAAACACGAAGCCUGUUUGUUUGCUGCCAUGCAAUUUGCACCCAAAAUGCCUCGUGCUUUAGUUUUUCAUUCACAUUUCCAGAGCUCUAGGUUAAGUUCAGCAGCAUUUCUCAAAUGAGGAUAGACCUACUUCAAAAACCAGUUUACAGCCAUUGAUUUAAUGGAUAUUAGUAACAGCAUCAUUGCUGAUUCUCAUACCAUUUUCCUUUUAUUUCCAAUAAUAACUGAGCCUUUACUUUUGAGCCAAAUACAGAGAGACAGAAUCGCUGCUACUGGAGUUGAGAAGAAAUAGUUGGACACAAGGAAGCAGAAUGUUUUUCUUUGCUGGAGAUCUGAUUUAGAAUCUAACAAAACACUGUCUCUGUUAUACCAGCAUAAACUAGAGACAUGAUGAAUGGCAAUUGAAUUCUACCUCCCUUUCUUUUCUGCCAUCCCAUUUUUUCUUUGGAUUAUGUACCUUAUUAGAAGUGUCCGGGUUUCCAAGAUGCUAACAGGUCAAUGGCUUUUUCACAGUAUUUGCACACAACAAAUCCAUUUUUCAGAUCCACAAAGCCAACAGAAUGGGAGAUUCUGAGGGUGUGGAGGGCUCAUAUAAAAGAGGAGUCAAGAUUUCAGUGGGAAGAGCUGCAAUCUGCAGUGGGACUGGGAUCAUUCCCCUGCAGCGGGGGACAGCUUGUAGGCAGGUUUACACUGUCUUCUGAUAAUGAGGCUGGGUUCAUGCAUGAUCAACAGUAGUAAUGGUAUUAAGGGACAUGUUAAACACCUCUGUCAUGAUUCAACAAACAAAAUGCCAGUGAAGACUGAAUAUGGACUAUAUUACUGAUGGUGCAUGGGAAAGAACAAGAUCUGUAUUACUUUUCUGUCUGCUGUCUCUGUGGCAGAUAAGAGCAAAGAACAAGAUUUAAUUUAAUUACUCAACUUGAUUAGUGUGUUUCUGAAUAAACAGAGCAGAUCUAGUGAGUAAGAAAGCACCCUAUCUUUGUGGUCACUUUUUGGUGUAAAAACAUGCUAUAGGUUUACUCUAAGUAAUGAGUCUGAUGUGUAUGGCUGUACUUUGUGCACUUCUAGAGAAGCUGCAUAAUUAACUAAUACUAAUUAUACUUCAUAAAGCACCAAUUAUCAGACACUUCUAUUUCACUGCAUUUUCAUGUAGUUACACGUGAUGGGAUUUUCAAUAUAAUAAAUUGCAUGUAAUAUGCCAGUUGUAGUCAUUAA